Messenger RNA from Tupaia belangeri chinensis (Chinese tree shrew), 6224 nucleotides. RefSeq names its product DENN domain containing 11 (gene DENND11). The transcript is spliced from 8 exons. The coding region runs from base 8 to 1102 and encodes 364 amino acids. Gene Ontology annotation, cellular component: cytoplasm. Lineage: Eukaryota; Metazoa; Chordata; Mammalia; Scandentia; Tupaiidae. The record is from RefSeq and is a predicted model, not a curated record.
AGGAAACAUGGUGGAGUGGUGCUUACCUCAAGAUAUUGACCUCGAAGGUGUUGAGUUCAAGUCUAUGGCCAGUGGGUCCCAUAAAAUUCAGUCCGAUUUCAUCUAUUUCCGAAAGGGGCCCUUCUUCGGCCUGGCCUGUUUUGCCAACAUGCCUGUGGAAAGUGAGCUGGAACGCGGUGCACGGAUGAAGUCUGUGGGCAUCCUCUCUCCCUCCUACACCCUGCUCUACCGGUACAUGCACUUCCUGGAGAACCAAGUUCGACACCAGCUGGAGGUGCCGGGACAUUACUCUCAUCUCGCUGCAUUCUAUGAGGACAAGAAAGGGGUGCUCCAUGCCGGCCCUGGGAGAGGCAGCAGCCUGCCCCCUGUCUACUGGCUGCCGUCUAUCCACCGAUACAUGUACCCUGAGAUGAAGAUCACACACCCAGCUGGCUGCAUGUCUCAGUUUAUUAAGUUCUUUGGAGAACAGAUCCUCAUCCUCUGGAAAUUUGCCUUACUUCGAAAGCGCAUUUUGAUAUUUUCUCCUCCUCCUGUGGGCGUCGUGUGCUACAGAGUGUACUGCUGCUGCUGCCUGGCCAACGUCUCGCUGCCCGGCAUUGGGGGCACCAUCCCCGAGUCCAAGCCUUUCUUCUAUGUGAACGUGGCUGACAUCGAGAGCCUGGAGGUAGAGGUGUCCUACGUGGCCUGCACCACAGAGAAGAUCUUCGAGGAGAAGCGGGAGCUGUACGACGUCUAUGUGGACAACCAGAACGUGAAGACGCACCACGACCGCCUGCAGCCGCUGCUGAAGAUCAACAGUGCCGACAGGGAGAAGUACCGGCGGCUCAACGAGCAGAGGCAAAUGCUGCUGUAUUCCCAGGAGGUGGAAGAAGACUACAACCCUUGCGAAGAGGACCUGUUUGUGCUGUUUUUCCUGGAGCAAAACAACCGGAUAUUUCAGACUUUGUUGGAGGUGUCGGCCAGCCAAGACAAAACCCUCACAGCAGAGCACGCCCGGGGCAUGGGCCUGGACCCCCAGGGAGACCGGAGCUUUCUUGUGGACCUGCUGGAGGCCUAUGGCAUCGAUGUCAUGCUGGUCAUUGACAACCCCUGUUGCCCGUAGAAGGGCGAUGCAGGAUUGGGGAAGCACUUUCACGUGGGGGAAGGCAGCCUAGAUCACCCCAGGCCUCCAUAGGGCCUCGCUUUUAAAGAAGUUGACCUGAGGAAUAUUGUUUGUACUUUCCAACAAAUGUGAUUUUUGCAAUUUCCUUCCCUCCCUUUUUCCCUGGAGGUAAAGUGAGGUUGCCUUGGUUCUGUGUCCUGCUUCGGUAAGACACUGGAAUCUGCCACUUUUCUCCCAGAGCUGCUUGCUCUUGGGGUCUGGUCUUAGGAGUUUGAUCUUAGGAAUGGGUUGCGCCCUAGAGACAGGCUUGGAUAGCCGGCUCGGAAAGGCUGUGGUGCGUAUCCCCGGUGUGUUCAGUUCCACAGCCGUCUGCCCAGCGCAGCCUCAGGUGUCCACCUGCCUAAAGGUGGAGAUAGACCCGAUGACCUCUCCAGGUCUUUACCAGUUCUAGGAGUCAGUUUCCUUGGGAUCAAUUCCCGUUUCCUUUUCACGAGGUAGGUUUUCUCUGUUCACUUGAGUAAGGACCAAGAGGGACAAAAGGAUGUGUCUGAAGGACCAGUCAGCUGCAGACUGACACUGCAGAGGGAAGCCCUGGAACUUCUCUGCAAGCACGUUAAUGGUGUGGACUUCCACACUAGUCCUCGUCCUCGAGCCCCUCCUCUUGGGUUGGGCCUGCACAUUCCUUGGCCAGUGCUGACCCUGGUGUUCGCAAACUCAUUUUACAGUGGAGUCUCCGAAGGGCUAACCAUCCUCUUAGGGUAAAAUGCGUUGCCACCUAAGGGUUGAGAGGGUGAAGUUCAAGCAGGAUAGAGCAGAUGCUGUAAAUUCUCCCCUCGGAUGAGAGUUCCUCAAGGCAUUACUGGCAGUGUCUCAGGGUUCAGGUGCACUGAGCUGAUUGGCUCAGAGCUUGGAGCAUGGUGUUAACAAGGCUGUUGUCAGUUUGGAGUUUUCACAGACUUCUUGUUAGCAGAGAUGACAUUCCUUAGCUGACAAAAUGAGUCCAGAAACCUGACAAGUUUGUGAGAAUGAAAGUUUAGCAGUGCCUCUCUGCCAGGAUGGUGGGCUGUCAGAAAUGCCAAUGUCAGAAACCACUUCAGCUGCUUUCCUACUGCAGCAUUUGGUCUGGGUGGAUCCUGUUCUCCCUGCUGGGCCAUUGGAUGGGGCAGCUUAGGUGAGACAGCAGUCGUCGGCCAUGAUCAGAAAGCCCACACUCAGUAGAGUGUAGGUCAUCUUGGCCAUAGUUGAAGAUUUUUGACUCAACAUACUGAGUCGUUAAUGACUAAGAAUUCCUUCCCUUUCACCCUUCCUGCCCUGCUGACCCAGGCCCACCCAGGCUAAUGUAGACUGCAGAGAGGUAUCAGCUUCAAAUGGAUUGUCCCAUGUCUUAUCUCAAGACUCAGCUCUUAGGGCUUACUGAUUUCUUCAGAAGUAUUUUCACUGUGGUUCCUUGAUAUGGAAUUCAAGACCGAAGAAAUUCACAUGUGUGGAAAUGCAAACAGAUACUGUUUUAUCAAGGUGGUAUCUUUUAUGUAAAUAUAUAAAUAAGUUUGGGCAUUGAAACGUAAGUAGUAUGACUAAUACAUCUUCCUCCUCUGUGGUCUGGGUUUAGGCAUUGUUUCAGUAAUGUACUUGUUUACAAAAGAAAAAAAUCUGUGUUUAGAGGCAGAACCUUCACCUUUGUUUCCCCUUUAUGAGUAACCUUUUCCUCCCGCCUCUCAUGAACUAAGGGAGACUUUCUGUCUUGGGUCAAGUAAUGGCUACUUUUGAUGUAUCUUAAGGUUUAGGGUUUUCUGAAUUGAAGAAGAGUGAUUAGAGGGAGGUGUAGAGGGCCGUAGAAGAGGCUCGAUUCUCCUGGAGGACAAAGGCAAACCCUCUUUCUCUGGAAUUGGAGGAUUCACACUUUGAGCAUAUUGGCUCUGGAACCAUCUACUUGUGAAUACUUCCAUUUCUCCUGUGCUGUUUGAACUCCAGGCUCAGAAGUGCUGAUGUAAAGGUCACAGGAUGAGAAUGAGGUUCCCCAUAUUUUCCUUUGAAGGGUGAUUCAGGGCUUCUGGUUCCUUGUAACCACGUGUCAUUCUAGGUAGCUGUCUGUCUGGCCUGUGUCCCUGCUCCUGCUCAUGCAGAGGGCCAGGGUAUGGCUGGCCCUGAAGGGAAACUAUACCACUAGGCAGUGCAUGGUCCCUGGCAAGCAGAAAUUCUCUAUUUAAGAGGGAACCCGAGGAUCAGUCCUUCUUCCCUGUCUGCCAGCUUCCUCACAGGGCCAGGCUCCAGCACAGAGCCUCUGGGAGCUGAGCAGGGUGGGUCAGCUCCUCAGUCACUUUUGGUGAUGUCAGUUGUCCUCAGCGUGGGCCUUGUCUGGUCCUCAUGAAAGCCUGCGUCAUAGUGCUUGCUCCUUCACGUGAGAAGUGAGCGUGUACCACCAACACCAUUGCUGCCAUCCUGUGAGGGCAACUAAUAUGUAAAGUUCCAGGCCGGAGUCCCUCAACAGUGACAGCAGAAGCCUGUGUACACCUGCUUUCUGUCACUCUUGAAAUAUUUUCUGAGAAACCAUCCAUUUUUGUUCAGAAGAAGGUGGUGAAAAACUCUCUGCCAGCCUGUCUGCUGUUGGCAUCACUGGUCCCCUGCCUAAGGUGGCAGAGUCCUGAGGAGCUUUAUGGCUGACCUUGUGCCACACUGUGAACCAUGCCCUAGCUUGGAAGUACUCUCCAAUCUGUGAUGCUGGGGCUGCCCCAUCCUUCCUGGAAGAUCCCCUGUGGAGACUAGGAUACAGGCUUGGGGUUUGGUGGUAUCCGUGUAAAACUGACAAAGGCCUCAGCAGAUACAGUAAUAUUCAGCCUUCAGGAAAAUGUCCAGUUGUCACCUGGCUAAAGACUCUUUUUCUAUAAAAUAUCAGAAAUAAUAGGGUUUUUCUCCUGCCAGACUAGGAAGUAUUGGCUAGACCGUUGCUUUAGAACAAGCUCUGGCUUGCGUGAAGCAUUCCCUGUCCUUCCAGGAUCAGUGUCUGGUCUGGAGCCUUUGGUCCUCAGUAGAUUAUGGAGUGAGUGGGAAGCUUUUGCCUCCCAAGUCUAUCAUCCAUUUUGGCAUUUCUUCAUCUAUCUGUCUGGGGGGGCGGGGGGUAAGGAGGCUGAAUUCCUUGAUGUAUCAGUAGAAAUAAUUUAGCAUAGGAAUUUGCAUCUGUAUCUUACUUUAUUUCGUUGCACGUGAAGACCAAGUUGAGAAAGUGAGGAGUGACCAUAGGUACAGAUAAUUCCAGAUGCCAUAUGCAAAAACUCACUUAUCAUGGAACUACCUAUGAUAUUUUAGCUAAAAGAUAAGAUAAAUUACAUUACGACUAAAUCAUUGUUUUCCAUUCUGGCAGCUAUGAAGAUGAAAUUGCUUUUUAUUUUGAUUCAGUGAAAGCCCUUCAAACACAAUAAAAAGAAAAUUAUUCACCUUCCAUCGGAGGCCUGCAGGGAGCCUUUUGUAAAGGGCAGUAUGAAUGAACCUUUUUGUGGUAGGGUAUCAGCCUUCCAAGAAAAGGCAGAGACUUCAGGGCCCACUUUUUUCCCUUUGUGUAGCCCAAGGAGUGGAUUGAGAUGUUUUCUCUGGUCCCAGUGGAUGUCAUCCUUGGAGAGGUAAAGGCAGGAGCAAAGGGUAUGGAUGAUAAAAUUUUAAGAUAACGCUCAGCUUAAUAUCAUGUGAGCUUGGCUUAGCAUAGUGACAGUUCUAAAAUGGGCAAGAAAAUGAAUAUGGGGACCAACAUGCCAUGCUUGGGCUUUCAUCUCCAUAUUAGGUCCCAGCUCGUGGGCUUGGGACCUAGAACACCCAGCCCUCUGUCUUAUCUUCUCCACUGCACCUGGUAGUUAACCCCCGAGGUGAGAGUCUGCAGAGCCAAAGGCUCACCUCCCCUUGGCAGGCCCAGUCCUGUUCCUUCUCAUUUCAGGAAAGCCCGUUUAUGAUUCAGGUAGGGGGGGAGGAGGAGUUGGGGCUCCUUUUACUCCCAAGUCAUGGGUUUUUAAUGUCCCAUUUUUAUUGCUAAUAUACCUCUGUUUCCAGAAGCUACUGGAGCACUGAGUGUUGUGGAAAAAGGCUAACUGUGAAUUACAUUCAUGUUUUUCUUAUAAGAAAUGGGAGUUUAUUUUUAUAUCCAUAUUAUUAUGUGAUGAAGCGAGUAUAAAGACAUUGAAGUGGAAGGAAAUUACAAACUAUAAUCCUAGAGGAAAUGGGAAGUAUUGUAAUUUCACAGUGGCCACGACCCCAUAGAAGUUUACUAACUGAGGUUUUGGCGCAUGAACGACACUCUUUAGGAGAUAAACUUGACGGGAUGACAUAGAAAUAACCUUAAGUAGACCUCUAGAACAAAAGAGGAUACGCAGGAUCAUUCUGCUUGUCGGGCCUCUUAGUCAACUAGAGAGCAUGGGGAGAGGGGAGAUAGUUGGAUGAUGCACUUUAAUUCAUUUUUGGAACUGGAAUUUAGGGGUAGUUGGAAGAAAUUACAAAUUUAAAAAGGGAGUAAGAAUUUUCUAGUGCUGCACAGAUAAUGAUCAUAGAGAAAUAAAACCCUGCUUUCACCUUUUUUUAGAGUUUAUUCUAGAAUUUUACCAUAGCAGGGGUUUUUAGAGCUAAUAGACCCUAAAGUCAGAAAUUUAGUCACUAUGAUAGGAUAGGUGCGCGUUGCUUUUGUUUGAAUAAAUUUACUUUGCUUCCUAAUGACGGUAGGGGAAUGUGGGAGUAAGGUAGGGUGGGAUAAAGUAGCCAGAGGUGGUCCCCAAAACAAAAAACACGCGGGCACUUGAGUUAGCUGGUUGCAAAUAUGCUUAUUUGACAUUAGAGUGACAACUCCUUCCUUUGGGUAGAUUAAGCAAAGAUGAACUGUGUAAAAAUUGUUUGAAGGUGGCAUGAAGAGGAAAGAGUGUGGGCCUAGCAGUCUAUGGAGACUGUGCUUCUGAGCAGCCUGGGUGGGUGACCACAGGUAGAUGAGAGGGCGGAAAACGAACUCCCUUUAUUUACCCAAAGCUAGGUAUAGGUCUGGGAAAGAAACCUUUUCCUAAAAAAGAAAUAGUUACAGCCUUGGAAAAACUGUUUUCUUGUUUUAUCCAGGUUAGGGUCAGUAUAGCCUGCCUGUCGCCUUAAGUGUAAAAAC